UCAACAAAUCACAUCCGCAACUUGCCGGUACAUGUCCAGCUUUGUGGGUGAUCGCAGCCUCAUAAAUGGACAUUCAAAAAGGCUCAGCGCGCUGCAGGUGCGUUCCCUUUCACAAACCCCACGGAGCUGAGCGUCGGUGAGCAUCUGAUGGACGGAAUAGAGCUGCGGCCGGCCUAUACAUGUUUACAGAACUUCCCAAAGUUACCGCUGUGGAUCAUAGAGUACGUCUGGGCUCACAAGAUGAUGGAAUUACAGGAAGUUGUGGACCCGUCCAAUUGGCCGGAGGUGGACUCUCAGCCCUUGAGCCUUGAGGAUUCGUGGAGGCUGCGCGUCGCCUCUGCCCAGAUCUAUUCCAUCAUUAAGAACAGGGACAUGGAGCAUUUUGAGAGAGUGAUGGACUUUCUGGAAGCCACUUACAGACUCCUACCCAGACUGGUGGCUCCCAUCAAACACAUGAAGAUCAUGUUUGGCCUCAAGACCAUGGUCAUCAUGAGGAUGCUCAGGGAGGGCCGAGGAAUGGUUGAUACAGUGUUAAAAACCAGCCAGUUCUUCCCAACUAAACUUCCUCAAUAUCAAGGUCAAUGUAGCCAACAUGAAAUGUUCCUAAUGAGGAAGAACCAUCUGGAAUUCAAGGCUCUGGCACAAGCACUCGCUAUGGACAAGGACAAACUGGAAGAUUAUAUUAAGAAUCGGAUGGAGGAGCAGUAUGGUGAACAUUAUGCCCAGAAAGUAGAGGACAGACUGCUGCACUAUCUACAGGAGUUGGAGACCGUGUUGCCAGGAGAUACCUACAUUGACAAGAUACUGAAGAAAGAAAGCCCCGUGACUGAGGAGGAAAAGCUGCUGCUGGAAGUAAUUACCUCAGACUCCGUCAACAUAGCGACCACUCUGAAGAAACUGCUGCACUGUGAUGUUGCUUCCUGUCGUCUGGGCAGCAUUUCUCAGUCAUCAGCACAUAGAAAGAAUGGAUUGGAGAGCUCUCAACUCUCAAAGUCUGUUCUGUGUCGCAGCUCUUCAGAGGCUGUCCUCAAGUCAAAGGAAGCCAAGACUCCCCUACAGUUUCAGCCAGAGGUUUUUCGGGGAGGACAGGAGGCUGACCAAUAUGUGCCAAAAGACGAACUUCUGUUGUUGGAGAAUGUUUCAGAUGUUAGCAGACAUCUACCGACAGAGGAGGAUGGUGAGGUAGUCAGGAGGUCGGAGGAAGACGGCAGUGACGAGGAAAAGGAGGAACUCAGUCCGAGAAGCAGUGAAGAUGUUCAGGAGGCCCCUUCUUCCCCUCAGUUCUGCUCCAAACACCAACGAUGGGUGACGAGCAUCCUGCAGGAGUGUCCCGAUGAGUGCUCGGAAGAGCUGCUUCAGGCCAAUGUUUCUUCGUCACCCCCGCUGUUCCAGUCGUCCUCAUCCGCCACUUCAUCGCAGGACCUCACGCCCUCUGACAUCGUCCCGUGCCCCCCUGACCAACAACAUCCACCUUCGCAGACCUCCACCCAUCUUCAGACAGCAGUCCAGGCAUCUGACCAAACAAACACCAAAGAUGAACAGAGGUCCAGGUCACCUGGAUCAGCAAGUGAUGCGUCUCAAACAGAACUUCUGCUGUCAUCCAGAGACACUCGGCUACCCAUCCUGUUGUCCCCGGUGGUCCGACUGAUAGACAUUGUCUCUGUCGGAAGAAUCUACCCUGUCUUUAAACCCUGUCAAGCGCCUCUAAAUCGCUUCACCGUGUCUAGUAACAAACAGACAGCAUCCGCUCUUAGUCCUCAGGUGCUAACCUCACCACACCGCCAUACCCUAGGGAACAACGGCAUACCCCUAGGAACAAUGAUAGACACUACGAUCGACCAACCAGAUACUGUGGCAACAACUCCCCCGAACACAAUGUGCAAAGUGAAAACAGUUCCUUUAUCUCAGGAUAGCUCUACCAGCUGUCAACCACCAACUCGACAGUCUUUUUUCAAACUUUCAAGAAAGUUCAGACGGGCUUGUACUACCACCAGACAUUCUCAGGCACUAGACGGAUUCAGUCAAAACCCUUUACCUGAGCAGUUCCUAGAGGCCCCUACUACCUUUUGGACAAGUUGUCCUGCCUUACCCAACUUCAAUGUCUCUGGGCCUCCUAUAGAGGAUACUUCUAACUCUACUCCUCAAUUAGAGAUUCUGUCCUCAGUCUGUGCUGCUAACCACAUGUCUUUAUCUACUGAAUCCUCUAGACAAUUUGUCCCUCAGAGCUCCGUCAAACCUCUUCGUCGUACAUACAACAUCAGUCUUUUUGAAUCAAAGACUAGGGGGCAUGGUAGGCGAUGCUCCACUGCUGUCUCCCCUGCCUCCAACUCUGAUUGCCUGGCUGUCAGUUCUGAGACCUGCAAAAUCCGAAGAGCCCAGCUGAAGUUGUCAUUGCCUAGUCAGGCUUUGCUUCUGCAGUCCAAGCUGCUACAGCCCUACGUAAGUCUUAACAGACUGAGUGCUCAGGAGUGCUAUAGAGUGACAAAGCAGAGAUCCUCCAUCAGUUGUGUAGAGGCUGUGGCACAAGCCAGCAAUGAUGAGAAGGAUGAGGAGGAAGAAGAUCAAGAUUCUUCUUUUGAUGUGAACACUCUUUACUCCAGUGAUUCUUCAAGUAGUGACAGUGAGGACUCGUUUCAUUGUGACCCUGAGUACAAACCUCGCUUUAAAAAGAAAAGACUUCUCUCAGAGUAGCAUGGGAACCCUGCAUAGGGGCUUGUCUGAUGGUGUGACAACACUUUGGCUGCCUCGGACACUUGCGGGUAAAUCAAGGCUGCACUAAUAAAUAUUUUGAUAUGAACAAUGGGUCAAAUAAAGAAUGGGAAUAUAUACUUUGUUAAUCCCUCAUGAGGAAGUUAAAAUGGUUAUAAUAAAUACUUGUAUGUCAUGACUAAAUAAAGCUGUUACAUGACCAUGUGAAUUUCAAAGUGUGAAUUUCAAGUGUUGCUACUGGAAAGCACACAUUUGGAAAGAUUUUUGAUAGGCAUUACCCUUGCAUCUGCUCUCAAUUAGUAUUGUAGAAUUUCUAGCAUUUCUCUCUUGAAGUUGUGGUUGUGUUGUGCAACCACAGAAAAUGGUUUCUCGGUGAUUUGUUGACAAAUCAAUGAAAAAUCCAAAUGAAUAACAGCGGGGUUCCCAACAGAGUCUUGUUAUGUUUUUUUGUUGGUCGGUCCAGCAACACUUUGAUGCAUACUAAUAAUAUCUCUACUGUUAAAUGGAUUGCCAUUAAAUGUUAGGAAGGCUUUCAUGUAACGUAAUGAUAAUCCUCGCGCCAACAGCAGAUGAAAGUUUUCACUUUAACAAUUAAGUGAAAUAUCUCGACAUCUACUAGAUGGACUGGCACACCAUUUCGCAUAAUUCCAAGACGAUAUAUCCUAAUGACUUUGGUUAUCCUGUGACUUUUCCUUUAGCACCACAAGGUUGAGGUUUUAAGAACAAUGUCUCCAAGUCAGAGGUCUUCAACAGGGGGUCCGCGGCCCCUAGGGGGUCCGUGGAGGUACU
Molecule: messenger RNA, 3498 nt
Organism: Anarrhichthys ocellatus (wolf-eel)
Lineage: Eukaryota; Metazoa; Chordata; Actinopteri; Perciformes; Anarhichadidae
Exons: 7
Coding region: 148-2691 (847 amino acids)
Source: RefSeq, a predicted model, not a curated record